AUGGAGAUCUUUGUGAAGACCCGCAUUGGCUUGAACAUGACGCUUGACGUUGAGUCCAGCGACACCAUCGAGGAGGUGAAGUGGAAGAUUCGGGGCAAGUCGGGCUUCCUUCCCUACCAGCAGUGCCUUGUCUUCGCCGGCCAGAAGCUCCAGGACGACCGCACCCUCGCCGACUACCAGAUUCCAAAUGAGGCCACCAUCUUCCUCCCCACGCUUCUUCGCGGUGGCUAA
Acanthamoeba castellanii str. Neff is the source of this 231-nucleotide messenger RNA. Its product is annotated as polyubiquitin, putative. The coding region runs from base 1 to 231 and encodes 76 amino acids. NCBI's taxonomy places the organism in Eukaryota, Discosea, Longamoebia, Acanthamoebidae. Gene Ontology annotation, cellular component: nucleus; cytoplasm. The transcript has a single exon. Gene Ontology annotation, biological process: protein ubiquitination; modification-dependent protein catabolic process. The record is from RefSeq and is a predicted model, not a curated record. Gene Ontology annotation, molecular function: protein tag activity; ubiquitin protein ligase binding.